This is a messenger RNA of Varanus komodoensis (Komodo dragon), 3611 nucleotides long. It is a transcript of the gene CUNH3orf38, whose product is annotated as chromosome unknown C3orf38 homolog. Bases 125 to 1078 code for a protein of 317 amino acids. The transcript is spliced from 3 exons. Lineage: Eukaryota; Metazoa; Chordata; Lepidosauria; Squamata; Varanidae. The record is from RefSeq and is a predicted model, not a curated record.
CCGCUCGGUUGCCAAGGUUUCCGGGUCUGUCGUGCGUGGGCACGGAGCAGGAGGGUCGGUGCGCGCGUGUGUCCCCGCCGGUCUCGCGCUCGCAGCGGCAGCGCCCCCGAGCUCCACCAUCGUAAUGGCUUCGGCUGGGGCGGGAAUGACCGAGCGCGAGCGGGACGGCUGCCGGGAGCUGCUGGAGCUGCUCCAGACCAACGACCUGCUGGCGCUCACGGACACCGUGACCAACCGCCUCGUGCAGCCUGACAACCGCCGAGAAGCCAUAAGUGCUAUCUUACUGUACAGCCAAAGUGCUGAAGAGUUGUUGAAGAGAAAGAAGGUGUUUCGAGAGAUAAUCUUCAAGUACUUGGCAACAAAAGGUGUUGUAGUGCCACCUUCUUCUGAAAAGCACCAGCUUAUUGAUCGUGCAAAACAGUACUGGUGUGAUCAGCUAAACAAUUUUGCUUCAGAGCAAAUAUAUACCAAGCCUAACAUACAGAAACCUGAAGAAGGAGGAAAACAGGGAGGAGACAAACAAGAUGAUGACGAUCAGUGCCAUAAUCUGGGAGAGGAAUUUUGUCAGUGGUUCUUCAGAAUUUUGAAUUCUCAGAACCCAUUGACUGGACAGCCACAAGAAGAAUGGGGGCCUCAACACUUUUGGGAUGAUGCAAUACUAAAGUUUUGUUACAACACUUCAGAACAAAACAUAGAAGAGUACUUUGGUGCAGAAUUGGUGAGCCUUCGCUUACUGUCAUUGGUGAAAGAAGAAUACCUCUUCCUGAACCCCAACUUGAAUGCUGGUGGCCUGAGGUGUACAGUUUCACGUCAUGGGUUAGUUGUGGUGGCAGUAGCUGGUACAGUUCAUAGAAAUACUUCUUGUUUGGGUAUCUUUGAACAAAUCUUCGGACUGAUCCGCUGCCCUUUUAGGGAGAAUACAUGGAGAAUCAAGUUCAUGAAACUAAAAAUUCUUGGUCAGAAUGCCCUGGAGCCUGGAACCCAUAUAGAAAGACCUUGCAUAAAAUAUGAGCCAGAAGAACUCCAGGAAUUCUAUGUGUCCAAGGAGCUUACCUUGAUUGAACCUCAAAAAUUCUGAGCAUUCUGUUUGAAAAGAAGGAGGAAAGUGUGUGGGCCUUGAAGAAUACAGCACAUGAGCAUUCUUGAGCAUUCAAUUAUGUUGUUUAGAUCUUAUUUUUGAGUCAGGCAUUAUGAUUUGAUAACAAGCCAAAAUGUUAGACUAGAGAUUUGCAGCUACUGGUGGUUGGGCUUGCUUAUCUGGAAGUAAGGGUAGGCAGAAAAGGUGAGAAGAUGUUCAGGUUCUCUGUCUUGUCACUCCGUCUGCUUUCCCCAAAUGUGAGUUAUUGGGGGUGCAUGUGGAAAGGAGUAAGCACAAAUGAGAAGAAUCCAAAGCUUAUCAAAAAUGCAUAAUCAUUUUGCUUGCUUGUGACAUCAUCAUCUCUUCCAUCAGGUGGUAAGAAGAUGAGUGAAAAUAUAUGUAUGGAAUGCAAAACCAUCUUUUGCCAAAGACUACAUAUUGGUAGCAUAUUAGUUUUCAAAUGAUCUUUUCUUCUACAGUAGCUUUUCCACUACAAAUAGGUGCUAGCAGUGGCAAAGCUAGCACUGAUGCAUUGUGAUUUGUUAGGAAUUAUGUUUCUGUUGAUGGUUCUUAUUUGCACUUGUCAAUAUUUAUUUUUAAGGACACAAAGGUAAAAUUAAAACUGCUCUUGAUUGCAAUUCAGUUAAUAUUUACUCAGUAUAUUUAAAGAGUUAAUUUUAAAUUAUCAGCAUUCCACAAUUCCUAAAGCUCAGGGUUAUACAAAAUUCAUUUUCAUUUUUUAAUUUGUGGAUCGUAUCUGCUGAUAUGUUAGUGAUUUUAUUAAAUGGAACUCAACUUCUGAAAGGAGCUUUAUGCUACAUUAACCCUCUAAAACUGUAACUGCAUCUGUAGUCUUAAGUGGACUGUUCAUUCAUAUGCUCAUUAUUUAGCCAUAGUGAGUGCUGCCACCAUUUUGAAUUUGCAGCCUCCAGUAGGGCUGAUAUGUGUUCUUGUUUGUUGUCCACACUGAGACAGUAUGUUAAUUGGCUUUUAAUUGUGGUUUUAAAAGUCCAGUUAACCUAACAAGUAAUUAUAGAUGGCAGCAUGCACUGCUACAAAUCAGGGUUAAUAAACUCACAACUUGCCACUUUACAUGUGAACCAGGUUAGUAUCUCGCUUUUCUACUGUGAACAAUUCUGUGCAACUGUCCUGUUUCAUAAUAUGUUAUAUAUGCUCACUUCUUUUUGUGGCUAUUUACACAGCGACAGUAUACCUUUAUAAAAAGAUAGAAUGCAGCUGUGAUUUUUGGGACAGGUAUUAUAUCAAACUUCCUUUGCUUUUAUUCGUUUUUGGUUUUUGUUUAAUGCAAGCACCAAUCCUCAAAAUAGUUAAUUUGCAGCGAUUUCCUUACUAUUUGGGAUUACUAUGGAAGAACCAAGUGUUGAAAUACAUUUGGACUUUCAAUUUGACAAUAAAACUUUAACAGAGCAAUCCUGUAGGCUUUAGUCAGUAUUUAAAUGGCCAUAGGAUUGUUUGGAAUCCUAGUUGCUCUGAUCUUGGAGCUGGAGGUUGUGCUCAGAUCCCCCUCCAUUUGCUUUCAGCUGGUGUGGAAAAAUCUACAUCAGCUGCUUCUCUGAAGCUGUAAAAGUGACUUUCUCCUAAACACCAUGGUUAGACAGCUGAAAUCAGCUGUCUAGCUGUCCUGCAGAGCAAGAGAACUGGGGAGAUAACCUAUGCCUCCACACUUGUCCCAAUCUGCAUAGAAUGAUCAUAAUCAUAGCAUGACAGUAAUCUCUGGGUUCAGGGGGUUAUAGGCAUCUCCAUAGAAUAUUGCCUUAAGGGUGGGAAAUGCUGAGUGUUGUAAGACUUCCUAUGUGAACAUGCAUAGGAUUGCUGCCUACAACAUGGAUUUUCCUUAAUUCUUUUAAAUGAACAAGUUGAAAAUCCUAAAGUUCUUGAAAUUAUCUGGGGUGUUCUGCUCUUUAAACAAAAUCCAGACAAAAGCAAAAAACAGCAAUGAUUCUUAACUACACAUGUAAAGCAGAUGUAUAGCUGGAGAAAUUAUAAUAAAAUACUUGCUAAGCAAGAUGGACUUAUUUCAUGAAAGCAUUUGUUGAAGUCAAUAAAUUGGUAGCCCAGGUUUUCUGUUUUUACAAUUCAUUAAUGUUUGUAUUAAUAGUUGACUAUAAGUUUACUUCUACCAGCACUAAGCUAUAUAUUCCCUAAGUGUGUUUAAGAAUUCUGAUUAAACCAAUAUGUAAGGUUUCAGCCUUCUUUCUAACUAUAUAACCUAACAGCUUUUAAUAUAAUAACAUAAUUCAACACAAAGCAUCUUAUCUGUGCAAUAUCAAAACUCAUGGUCACUCAAAAUUGUGUGACUGUACUCUUAGUUAUUCUCCUCUACUGUCUAAUAGGUGAUAAUUACAGUUUGUAUUUCAGCACUGUAUUUCAUUUAUACAUUGGCAAGGGAAAGUAAUCAUUUCUAGACCUUGGUAUGAGUUGGCUUGAAGUACUUCUCAGCAUCAGUAUGUCUUGUAUCUUAAUAACACCUUGCAUUUAUAUCAGACUUUAAAACAGUUAUAUAUUGACUAUA